Molecule: messenger RNA, 1444 nt
Organism: Monodelphis domestica (gray short-tailed opossum)
Lineage: Eukaryota; Metazoa; Chordata; Mammalia; Didelphimorphia; Didelphidae
Product: cathelicidin-6-like
Biological process (GO): antimicrobial humoral immune response mediated by antimicrobial peptide; defense response to Gram-positive bacterium; innate immune response
Cellular component (GO): extracellular region
Molecular function (GO): lipopolysaccharide binding
Source: RefSeq, a predicted model, not a curated record
CCUCCUUCUCUGUCCCUACCAUGUAACAGGCUAAAAUCUUAGAAGUUGGACAGAAUGUCAAAGUCCCAUAUUGCGCAACAGAUCAGGAAAGAUCAGACAUAUAAGGGACUGACUGAAAGUCAGUGAAGCAGAGGAAGAAACAUGGAGCACUUCAGAAGCAUCCUCCUGUUGGUCAGUGUGGCCACUCUCAUCCCCACACAGGCUGUACCUCAGUCCAGCCUGAGCUACUCCAAAGCCCUCUCCACAGCCAUUCAUUUCUACAACCAGAUACACAGCAGAGAAAAUGCUUUCUGGCUCCUCAAAACCCACCCUCCUUCACCCAGUCAGGAUCCAGAAGAGCAAGUUCCAACACUUCUGAGCUUUACCCUGAAAGAAACUAUAUGCCCAGUGACUGAAGAGCUUCUGCUAGACCAAUGUGACUUCAAAGCUGAUGGGCUGGUGAAAGAAUGUCAAGGCUCGGUAUCCAAUGAACAGGACACUGCUGCCAUCAUCCUCACCUGUGAACCAGUGGCCCCAGUGCCCUCUCGUUCCAGAAGAACCCCGCUUCCCAAACAAAAGAAUGGUUCAAAGAACCGCAGAUUCAGAAUAGGCGGAUACACCAUGAUUUCCAUGAAACAGCCCAGGGUACAAAAGGCCCCAUAUAUGGAGGCUCUCUAGGCACCAAUCAAUACAAUUAGAGCUUGCUUUCUCCUUUACAUUUUGUUCUUUCUCUGUUUCUACUCACCUCACCUCACCUCAUCUCUCUCUCUCUCUCUCUCUCUCUCUCUCUCUCUCUCUCUCUCUCUCUCUCUCUCUCUCACACACACACACACACACACACACACACACACACAAUGUAAUUUAUAGAUAUGUAUUUUUCUGUAGGUGAUACACAUAUACAAUAUGAAUGGGAUGCAUAGAUAUUAUUUACAUGGGUUACACAAAGAUAUAUAAAGCAUAUCUGUGAGUGUGUGGGUAUCUGUAUCUGUAUCUGUGUAUAUAUAUUCAGGUAGCCUGGUCUUCAAGACUGGAGAAUUUGUAGAAGACUUUCUUCCUUGGUAGAGAAAACAAUGUCUUGAUACUAAAACCUGCCUGUGUGAGAAGUGGAGUUGGUGGAAGAGCUUUGAAGACGAGAGAUAGUAUUCCUUUCCUGCCUUAAAGAAGACACCCAAUUCAAGACACUCUUUCUCAGAGAGACCUAUGGAAAGAGAGACAGACAGACUUUGGAAGGCACAUAAGCAGGAGAAAACUGGUUCCUCCUCAUGCCCCAGCCUUACAAUUUGUCUUUGUAGAGUUUUGGGAAAUUGCCCCUCGGAUGAGAAUAUGGUGCUUCUCUCUUGGUUGACAUUCCUAAAGGAGAAUUCAUUGACUCCAUGUAUUUUUUCUAGCAUAUUCUAACUUAUACAGCUUUCCUGGUUUCUGUUUGCUCCAUGCUUAGAUAAAUGGAUUUACUCAUUCUCCAAUA